Pogona vitticeps (central bearded dragon) is the source of this 1243-nucleotide messenger RNA. Lineage: Eukaryota; Metazoa; Chordata; Lepidosauria; Squamata; Agamidae. The record is from RefSeq and is a predicted model, not a curated record.
AAAGUACAGUUGUUUUGCUAAGGAAUUCAGCCUGGUUUGUUGCAUUUCCAUGGGAGAGCAACCUGGCAUGUAGAAGGAUCCAGAUUUAAUCCCAGGCAUCUCUAUUUCAAAAGCAUGGGAAAGAUCUAAGACCCAAGAGCAUUCCUACCAACUAUCUAGGGCUGACUCUGCCGUUAAGCAGAGUGAGAUGGUUGGAUGAGGUUGCAGGAACCCUCCAGAGAGCCCCAUUCAUCAUCAGAAUUCUCCAACUUUGAGACUGAGUCAGUGCAUCACACAGACAAGGAGAUUCAAGCAGAUCUGGAUCAUACCAGCAAUUUGGAGGGAUCUGAAUAUUCUUCUCAAGAAGGCAAUGCCUUGUUCAAGGAUGUAAAUUCAGGAAUUGAGUUUGCUGUGCAGAUAAUGCCUGUUAAAGAUUCCAAGAUACACAGGGAAAAGAUGGAUCCAGAUGCUCCGGCCUCUUCAUAUACCCUCGAUGAUUUGACAGAGACCCUAGAUAAUAAGAGUCAAACAGGGAAGCUGGCAGUCAGCACUCAAAGAGGGACCAGCGUUUUGCAACAGGAAGCAUACUCCCGGAUCUGUGUGGCCAGCAGUUUGGAGGGAAUGGAACAACUGGACAGCAGGCAGACCAAGGCAGCUGAUCAUGACCUGGAGAAGAUGAGGCUGGAGGGUGCACUGACCAGGAUGAGGUGCAGAUACAACAAUAAAGAACGACGACGCCGGCACGAUGAAAGAACGGAAGAGAUGCGUCGCCAGACUGUUUCUCAAUCUAUUGGACAAUGGCUUCACGAAUUGCUGCAGCCCCAGAAUCAUUAUGGCCUAUUUUUUUUCUGCUUCGUCUUUAUCCAUCUUAUUUACACACUCAGGGAGCUGGCUUUUUAUUUUAUCACAAAAUAUCACUUGUUUUGCUUUGGCCUUUUGCUGUGUUUCUUUUUCAAGAAGAUUCUCCUGGAUUUCAGAGGUAGGAAAAACUGACUGUGAAAUAACAACAGACUCCAGGCAGCUGAGAAAAGAGGACAAGCGGCUCCCUGAUGUUUAUGUAUCUCCCUUCUGUCAUCCCAUCUUUGUUGUGCUUUGUAUUUUCCCUCUUCUAACAUGCCCAGCACACUUUUAAGAGCCUCACAGUUGCCUCUCCAUUGAAUGUUGUUUUCCUGGUUAUUCAGUUCAAGACUCUUCCGAUGCAGCUGUCUACCACCGCCCGCAGCGGUCACUAAUAUUAAUAAAUGUGCAUGGAAUUUUUAAUAAA